UUGAAAACUAUCUCACCCUCCUUUAUCAAUCACCUUUCCUUCUUCAUCUCAUCACCUACCUUUCUCUUUCUCUCUCUUCCUUCCUCCAUUUCUUUCUCUCUCUAAAAAAACACAAAAAUGAAGCUAGAAUGCGAUUACUGCUGCAAAAACGCCGCCGUUUUAUACUGUGAAGCAGAUUCAGCAAAUCUUUGUUUACUCUGUGACAGAGAUAUUCAUUCAGCUAAUUCUCUCUCUCUUAAACAUAUUAGAAUCCCUAGGUUCGGAAUCUCUAACCCUAAUUCCGAACCUAAAUCCGCCAUUGAUGGAUGUCCAUCUGCUUCAGAGCUUGCACCCUUUUGGGGAAUUAAUGAUUUAGUUGUGCCUUGUUUGGGUGAUGAUGAAAAAGAUGCGGUUAUUCAACAACUAGUGAAAUUAAGUAAGUGGGAUUUAGAGGAGAGAGAAUAUAGUUCGGAAAUUGGUCCGGGAACUCCGAGCCUAGAUGCAGGUGAAGGUGAUGGUUCGGAAUUAUUGUUUCAAAAUACAAAUUUUACUUCUUUGUUGAUGAAAGAAGGUGAAACUGUUUCUGUUGAAGAUAGAGAUUUUAUGUGGGAUUUUGAUGCUGAUUAUCAACCACCUCAGGAGUGGGAUGGUCAGUGUGGAAGACCAUUUGAUCUUGAUCUUGAAGAAUCUUCAUGUGCAUCACCCAGGGUAUCAGGAGAUGUUUGUGAAAUGCAAUGCUCAAAUAUUCUUGAAGGCUCUGAGUCGAGAGAUAUCGGCUUCAAAAACUUGCAGGAUGGCGGAAAUCAGACAGUGGACAACGAUAUUUUUGUAACAUUAGAGAACUGCAGUGUACCUUCUAUAGGACUAUCAUCUGAUGCCGAAAUGAUAAAACCCGAGGCUAUUGAUGGCGAGCAGAAUUUCCAGGUUAUGGAAUGGCCUUACUGGAGAAAGCCAUUGGGUAACACCGACAUGGAACAACUAGCAGAGAACCGAGGAAAAGCUAUGCUACGCUACAAGGAAAAGAAGAAAACUAGAAGAUAUGAUAAACACAUUCGAUAUGAAUCAAGGAAGGCUAGAGCUGAUAUUAGACAGCGAGUGAAGGGUCGAUUUGUGAAGGCGAGUGACACCCCUGAUGAAGGAAGUGGCUUCUGAUUAAUCGGCCUCAUUGCGCUCUGAUAUUAGACAGCGAGUGAAGGGUCGAUUUGUGAAGGCGAGUAAAACUCCUGAUGAAGGAACCGGCACCUGAUCGAUCGGUCUCAUUGCGAUCUUCAUCCUGUACUCUGUAACUAUGCUGACGUAGUGUGUAUAUAUUUAUUUUCCUUGUGAAGCAGUAACCAUAGAUGUAAGAUGUAUGCUUUGAGUAUUUUCUUCUCUCCACCAUUUUCUAUCAAAUUGACAUAUUAUCUCAUCUCCAAUUUUUGCUGGUAAUGCUAUUACGAGACGAUUGUUUCA
This is a messenger RNA of Beta vulgaris subsp. vulgaris (sugar beet), 1431 nucleotides long. Its product is annotated as zinc finger protein CONSTANS-LIKE 14. The record is from RefSeq and is a predicted model, not a curated record. Bases 118 to 1131 code for a protein of 337 amino acids. Gene Ontology annotation, molecular function: zinc ion binding; protein binding. The transcript has 4 exons. Lineage: Eukaryota; Viridiplantae; Streptophyta; Magnoliopsida; Caryophyllales; Amaranthaceae.